AUGUCGACACAUGCCGCUGUCGCAACAGUAGCACGCAAAGCACCACUUGGUAUCAUACGAGUACCGACAGUCAAGCCAAGUGGCGAACAAGUACGCGUCCGAGUUGAGUGGACGGCAUCAACACCAUUGGACUUGCACCAAAACGACGGCGCUCUGCUUGUCAAGCACCCUCAAGUAUUGGGCGAUGGUAGCGCGGGUACUGUCGUUGAAAUCGGACCGGAUGUGAAGAGGUUGAAAGCCGGCGACAAGGUCUUUGGCUUUACCUGGAGGACGCAGACCGAGAAGGCACACCAGGAAUUUUGCACGGCCGAUGAGUGGUUGUUCGCAAAGCUGCCAGAGGACUUCUCACUUGCCGAAGCCGUUACGCUACCGAACAACUUUGUGACCGUCUUCCAUACUUUAAUCACAGAUCUUGGCAUUGUAACUCCAUGGCCGAAGCCUGACAGCUAUGUUCCGAGAGAUGCCGACAAAGCCAUCCUGGUCUGGGGUGGUUCUUCAUCGGUUGGCCAAUUUGCAAUCCAGGUCCUGAAGUACUACGGCUACAUGCAUAUCCUGGCGACUGCAUCGGCCAAGCAUCAUAAAAAGCUACGGGCUCUGGGCGCAAAGAAGGUGUUUGACUACAACGACGACAAUGUCGUUGAGGCGAUUAUCCGCUCCGGUCACGACGGCAAAAUCCCGCUCAUCUUCGACUGUAUCGGCAGCCAACAGGGUAGCAUUGCACCGAUUGCGAAAAUCGCGAAGGCAGGCUCAAAAGUUGCGAUUCUCUUGCCGGUCAUCGUCCGCGACUCAAGCGAGACUGAAGAUCCAGAGUAUGAGAUGGACGUCAAAGUCGCGGCGGACUGGUCUGAGGGGGGUGUAGAUGCGCGAGGCGUUCGUACACAUUUCUACCUCAACCCCGACAUUAUGCACGCAAUGCUCAAAGAAGGCAUCGUGGCGCCUCAAAAGCAAAGAAUUGUCGAAGGCGCGACGAUGCUCGAGCGUGCACAGAACGCGAUGAACACGCUGCGGCGGAAGGAGGCGAGUAUGGAACGGUUGGUCUGGCGAGUCAGCGAUGAGGCAUGA
This is a messenger RNA of Parastagonospora nodorum SN15, 1062 nucleotides long. RefSeq lists its product as hypothetical. Gene Ontology annotation, molecular function: oxidoreductase activity, acting on NAD(P)H. The transcript is spliced from 3 exons. The record is from RefSeq and is a predicted model, not a curated record. Lineage: Eukaryota; Fungi; Ascomycota; Dothideomycetes; Pleosporales; Phaeosphaeriaceae. The coding region runs from base 1 to 1062 and encodes 353 amino acids.